Messenger RNA from Colletotrichum karsti, 1494 nucleotides. RefSeq names its product major facilitator superfamily transporter. Gene Ontology annotation, biological process: transmembrane transport. Gene Ontology annotation, molecular function: transmembrane transporter activity. The coding region runs from base 1 to 1494 and encodes 497 amino acids. The transcript is spliced from 5 exons. Lineage: Eukaryota; Fungi; Ascomycota; Sordariomycetes; Glomerellales; Glomerellaceae. Gene Ontology annotation, cellular component: membrane. The record is from RefSeq and is a predicted model, not a curated record.
AUGGACACCUCCAACAAGGACCGCGCCGAGGAGAUCGGCGCCGGCGCCGGCGCGAGCUCGCCCGACCUCGACACUCCGGACUUGAGUUCCAUCGACGACGACAUCCUCGCUCUGAAGGAGAAGCGGCUGGUGCGAAAGCUGGAUAUCCACAUCAUCCCCCUCGUGAUGCUGCUGUACCUCUUGAGUUUCCUAGACCGCGUCAACAUCGGCAACGCCCGCCUGUACAACCUCGAAGAAGACCUGGGCCUCGAGGGAAACCAGUUCCAGGUCGCCGUGUCGAUCCUGUUCGUGACGUACAUCAUCUUCGAGGUCCCCUCCAACCUGGUCCUCAAGCUCUUCACCCCCAGCCGCUGGAUCGCCUUCAUCACCGUCGCGUGGGGCAUCAUCGCCACGCUGACCGGCCUCGUCGAAUCUUACGGCUCGCUCAUCGCGUGCCGUCUACUCUUGGGCGCAGUCGAAGCAGGCCUCUUCCCCGGCCUGACAGUCUACCUCACCUUCUUCUACAGCAAGCACGAGCUCGCCCUCAGGGUGGGCUACCUCUUCGUCAGCGCCGCCAUCGCCGGCGGCCUCGGCGGCCUCCUCGCCUACGGCAUCGGCCACAUGGAGGGCGUCGCCGGCAUGAGCGGCUGGCGCUGGAUCCUCAUCAUCGAGGGCCUGCCCACCGUCGUCCUCGGCGUCGCCACCUUCUUCCUCCUCCCCGACGACCCGGCCGGCGCCCGCUUCCUGGACGACGAGGACCGCGCGCUGAUGGUCUCGCGCCGCCGCCGCGAGUACGGCAGCACCAGCAGCGCGCAGGAGUUCAGCAGGGGCGACAUGUGGAAGGCCUUUUGCGACUGGAAGGUCUGGGUCUUUUGCGUCGCGCAGUUCGGGGUCGAUACCAUGCUGUACGGCUUCUCGACGUUCCUGCCGACCAUCAUCAACGGGCUCGGGACGUGGACCGUCGCGCAGGUGCAGUUGUUGACGGUGCCGUGUUAUUUCGUGGGCGUGGUGGUGUAUAUGACGAUGGCGUUCCUGUCGGACCGGAAGCAGAUGCGCGGGCUGUUCUGCGUGGUCUUCGGGACGGUCAGUGUCGUCGGGUACGCGAUCCUCGUCUCGGAUACGUCGUCGGGGGUGCAUUACUUUGGGUGCUUCCUCGUGGCGGCGGGGUUGUACGUGGUUGUCGGGCUGCCGUUGGCUUGGUUGCCGAAUAACUCGCCGAGAUAUGGCAAGAGGACGACCGCCAGCGGGAUGCAGCUGACGAUUGGUAACUGUUCCGGCGUCAUGUCGUCUUUCAUCUACCAAGCGAUUGAUAGGCCGAGGUAUAUUCGAGGCCAUGCGGUCACGUUGAGCAUGGUGGCCAUGGGCACCUGUCUGUACGGCUUCAUGUGGUUCUGGUACUGGAGGGCCAACAAGCGGCGAGGAGCCGGUCUUGCGGAGGACAAGUACCGUGAUAUGUCUGAUGAUGAGCUUGCCGAGCUGGGCGACGAGAGUCCGAGGUUCCGGUACACCAUCUGA